This is a messenger RNA of Saccostrea echinata, 3238 nucleotides long. RefSeq lists its product as uncharacterized. The coding region runs from base 21 to 1667 and encodes 548 amino acids. The transcript is spliced from 12 exons. The record is from RefSeq and is a predicted model, not a curated record. NCBI's taxonomy places the organism in Eukaryota, Metazoa, Mollusca, Bivalvia, Ostreida, Ostreidae.
AAAAGAAGAAAAAUCAAUUUAUGGCUUGUAGGCCUAAAACCCCUCGUAAAAACACCAAAAUAAAUGAAAUAGGAAAAAUAACGUCUAAAUUAACACGCUAUAAGAUUAAAGCAACUGUGAGAAUUGAAACGGAUACAGAAGACAAAAAGUAUUAUAAGAACAAAGAUGGGGAGGGAAAUAAGUUUGUAGUGUUCUUGAAAGAUGAAUCAGGCUCUGAAAUUAGAGGAGUGGCAUUUGGAAAAAUUGCCGAAGAAAUCGAGUCUGAGAUUGAAAAUAAUAAGGAGUACUACAUCUCUGGUUUUGGUGCAGAUAUAACGGUGGCCAAUAAAGACUACAAAAGGUGCCACAAGUAUGAGCUUAAGUUUCAACGAAAACCCUUAAUUGAACCAGUUGAUGGUCCUUCCCUUUCCCAAGACAGUGGCACUGGUGAUGCAGCUAGUUCAAGUAGUAGCAGUCACAGGGGCACAGAAACUGCUGUGAGAAAAAGGGUUCAGUUUGAACCAGUGCAUGUUGAAGAAAUUCACAGAAAACAUAAAUCCUCAAAAACUUUUGACAUAUUGGGCGUGGUAAAGAAUCUCUCCAAGGCAGAUUACCGAUAUGAUGAAGAAUCAAAGUUUUAUAAGAAAGAUAUUUUACUCAUAGACUGGACAGGAGAAGUAACUAUAGGGAUAACAAGUAAAAAAAAGAAAGAUCUCGACAUCCUGAAAGGGUUGGAAGGCCAGAUUGUUGGAGUAAUUGGAUGCAAAUGGAAAACAAGAAGAGACCAGAAAUCAAUUUUAACGGAAGAGUUAAAGAAGCUGUACCUAGAGAGUCAAGUGCCAGAAUCUUCAAAAUCACACGUGGAGAAAUUGAAGGAGUGGUACAAUUCAAACCAGAAGAAAGCAUCCAUAACUCCUAAAGUUUCAACUUGUGCAAAAGAAUGCAAGGAAACUAUGGAGAAGAAAGAAAGCAAUCAUGAAGAAAGUGAUCCAAGUGCAAACGCUUGCAAUCUCCCAUCUGUAAAUCAUGAAGCUAAGCAGCGUAGAGGGUCAUCUAGUCCAAAAUCAGGUACCAAACCAACCAUCCAUGAGACAAGGGGCACCAAAAGGUCCCACGAGGAGAAGGAAGAUGAUUCAACAGAAUGUAAAAGUGCUCAUAACUCAGAAGAGGAAUUGCAGAAAUGGAAUUUUAAGAUGUUUAAAAAACUUACAAAAAUUGGUAGAGAUGCUCUUCAAAUCUACUUCGACUCAGUGAUUCUACCAGAAAACCUGGAGAAAGUUUUAAUAGACAAUAAGGAUACUAUGGAAUAUGGUCGAUACAAAAUGAGUGAAGAGCAGAUGCAGAUACUAUUUCCAGCUAAGAAACCACCUGCCACAUCUUCAAAAUUAGAUGUCACUAUGAUGUACAAAUUACUGAGAAACUUUGCAUCUGAUCUUCCAUCACCAACUAAAGGCUGGGGAAAGAAACCUGAAUUGGGUAAUAAAGAAAAAACAGAUGAUAUGGAGAGAGUCAGGUUUUAUAGAAAUAAAGUUGACCAUGUAACAAAGGACACCAAUAUCAUGGAUAACGAUGACUGUGAAAUGUUCUGGAAAGAUUUGUCACAGGCAAUUUUGAGACUCUCUGAUGGGAAGCUACAGAAGGAUAUCAUGGACUUGGAAGCCAAAGCUAGAAUACCAAAAUCAAAAUAGAUUAUACAUGUAUGUAUUUGAAUUUGCUAACAAUCUUUUUAUGCCAUCUGAAAAUUUUACAAGCUGGAUAAAAUGUGAAAAGUGAUAUUUCUGUGAUUGUUUGAAGGCCUUCAGUUGAAAAUGACAUGAUGGAGUGCUUCAGUGGGCAAGAGAGCAUACUGUGUAAUGGAUGUUUGGGCUAAGUUGAUCAUAUAUUGAAAAUCAUGUUAUGCAUUUGAAAGUCUUCAUAUUUAUCAUGGUUAUAUUGCAAACGAACUGUUUUGGAUGAAUAUACAGUCAAACCUCGUUAUCUCGAACUUGAGGGGAUCAAGAAAAGACUGAGAUAUCCAAGGAUUCGAGAUAUCCAGGGUAAAGUUCUUAAAGAAUAAGGGGUUGAGACUUCCAAAUCAUUUGAACAUAUCCAUGGAAUUCGAGAUAUCAGUGUUCGAGAUACCGAAGUUCAACUGCAAUUUUCAAUAUAUGACCGAUGUAACUUUAUUAGUCACACACGUCCAGACGCGGAGCCAAAGUCAUAGCCUGAAAUUCAUGAUACUCAAGUGACUGUCAAGGUCCAGAGCUUAUUGUUACAAAAGUCACUGCCUUAUACAUGUAAUUUGAAUAUUUUGAUUAUUCUUCUGUUUUACAGAUUUUUUUGUGCUUGUAUGUGAUCACCAUUUUCAAGCAAUUGGUUAUAUAAAAAAACAGCUAAAAGAGAGAAGACACAAAAACUUUUUUAAAAAAAACUUCUUUGAAAAAAAAGAAAAUUGUGUAAAUUUUUUGCUCUGCUUUAUUGUGGUUUUAAAGUCCAAAUUCUGUAUGAAGUAACGAUAGCACAGUGGUAUACGUUACCUGUGCAUAACGGCGAGGAAUUGAUUUAUUUUAUUAUUUUUUAAAGCAACAGUCUAGUCAUUGGUCAGUUUGAUUUUAUUAUUGAUUUAUUGUAGAAUUUUAAAAUGGAGUUCAAUUUUGAAUCUGUUGCACAAGCUCAAAGCUUUUCUUCCAACCGACUGAAAUUUAAAAAUCAUUUGUAUUUAUUUGGUAGAUUUUUAUAAAGUAUGUCAAUUGUUGAAAUUGAAAUGUCAAAUGUGACAUUGUUAUGAUUUCUGCAGAACACACGACAAAUACACCAUCUUCUUUAUUUACAUUACUUAGUUGAUCAUUAUGUCAUUUGAUUGACUUUAUAUGAAUGAUCCUUAUUUAACAUUAAAUGCAUGUGUAUUAGGAGACGACCAUUUGAUUCUGAAAGGGGAAGAGCAGUGCAAAUUCUCUAGUGAAACUUUUAAACUUUAGUAAAUAUGUGUCAGUCUAUUAAAUUCGCAAAUAUAACAGCAGAAUUAUAAUUCAAAAUGAUGAGUCCACAAAAUUGAAGACGGCAAGGAAAAAUACAAUUUAAAAGGUUCACCAUUUUUGUAGCACCAAUGUAGGUCAGAUUGAUUAUUUUAACAUUUGAUGAUAGAUUUUUUUUUCAUUUCAAAUACAUAUAUUUCCAGAAUUUGCCAGCCCCCUCCUGCCGUCUUUCAGAAUCAAAUAUUAUAGUAGACAUUUCUUAAUCUUAGUAUACAAAGAUUCCAAUAAAAUACAGUUUUUUAUUA